CGUCACGCGUCCCCAGUUCCCACUCUCAUUGGGUGUCGGAUGUCUAGAAAAGCCAAUCAGCGUCGCCGCGGUCUCAGUUCUAAAGUCCCCACGCGCCCACCCGGGCUCAGAGUCUCCUCAGACACCGAAAUGCGAGUCAUGGGGCCCCGAACCUUUCUCCUGCUGCUCUUGGCGGCCCUGGCCCUGACCGAGACCUGGGCCGGCUCGCACUCCUUGAGGUAUUUCAGCGCCGGCACGUCCCGGCCCGGCCGCGGGGAGCCCCACUUCAUCUCCGUGGGCUACGUGGACGACACGCAGUUCCUGCGGUUCGACAGCGACGCCGCGAGUCCAAGGAUGGAGCCGCGGGCGCAGUGGGUGGAGCAGGAGGGGCCGGAGUAUUGGGAGGAGCAGACAGGGCUCGCCAAGGACGUCGCAUAGACUUUCCGAGUGAGCCUGGGGACCCUGCGCGGCUACUACAACCAGAGCGAGGCGGAUGAGUGACCCCGGCCGGGGCGCAGGUCACGACCCCUCCCCACCCCCGACGGACGGUCCGGGUCUCCCCGAGUCUCCUGGUCCGAGAUCCUCCAAGGCCACGGGGCCCGCCCAGACCCUCGACCGGGGAGAGCCCCAGGCGCCUUUACCCGGUUUCAUUUUCAGUUGAGGCCAAAGUCCUCGCCGGUUGGUCCGGGCGGGGCGGGGCUCGGCGCGGGGAUGACCGCGGGGGCGGGGCCAGGGUCUCACACCCUCCGGUGGAUGUCUGGUUGCGACCUGGGACCCGACGGGCACCUCCUCCGCGGGUAUCACCAGUUCGCCUACGACGGCAAGGAUUACAUCGCCUUGAACGGGGACCUGCGCUCCUGGACCGCGGCAGACACGGCGGCUCAGAUCACCCAGCGCAAGUGGGAGGCGGCCGGUGUGGCAGAGGAGCUGAGAGCUUACCUGGAGGGGACGUGCCCGGAUUGGCUCCGCAGACACCUGGAGAACGGGAAGGAGACACUGCAGCGCGCAGACCCCCCAGAGACACAUGUGACCCAGCACCCCGUCUCUGACCAUGAGGCCAUCCUGAGGUGCUGGGCCCUGGGCUUCUACCCUGCGGAGAUCACACUGACCUGGCAGCGGGAUGGGGAGGACCAAACUCAGGACACCGAGCUUGUGGACACCAGGCCAGCAGGAGAUGGAAUCUACCAGAAGUGGGGAGCUGUGGUGGUGCGUUCUGGAGAAGAGUAGAGAUACACGUGCCAUGUGCAGCAUGAGGGAUUGCCGGAGCCCCUCACCCUGAGAUGGGAGCCAUCUUCCCAGUCCACCAUCCCCAUCAUGGGCAUUGUUGCUGGCCUGGCUGUCCUAGCAGUUGUGGUCACUGGAGCUGUGGUCACUGCUGUGAUGUGGAGGAGGAAGAGCUCAGGUGGAAAAGGAGGGAGCUACUCUCAGGCUGCGUCCAGCGACAGUGCCCAGGGCUCUGCUGUCUCUCACGGCUUGAAAAGCCUGAGACAACUGUCUUGUGUGGGGCUGAGAUGCAGGAUUUCUUCACUCCCUUUUUGUGACUUCAAGAGACUCUGGCAUCUCUUUCUGCAAAGGCAUCUGAAUGUGUCUGCAUCCCUGUUAGCAUAAUGUGAGUAGGUGGAGAGACAGCUCACCCCUUUGUCCACCGUGACCUCUGUUCCCACGCUGACCAGUGUUUCCUUCCCAGUCAUCUUUCCUGUUCCAGAGAGGUGGGGCUGGAUGUCUCCAUCUCAGUCUCAACUUUAUGUGCACUGAGCUGCAACUUCUUACUUCCCUACUGAAAAUAAGGAUCUGAAUAUAAAUUUGUUUUCUCAAAUAUCUGCUAUGAGAGGUUGAUGGAUUAAUUAAAUAAGUAAACCCUAGAAUUUGAGAGAGCAAAUAAAGACCUAAGAACCUUCC
Molecule: messenger RNA, 1878 nt
Organism: Rhinopithecus roxellana (golden snub-nosed monkey)
Lineage: Eukaryota; Metazoa; Chordata; Mammalia; Primates; Cercopithecidae
Product: HLA class I histocompatibility antigen, B-14 alpha chain
Biological process (GO): immune response; antigen processing and presentation of endogenous peptide antigen via MHC class I via ER pathway, TAP-independent; positive regulation of T cell mediated cytotoxicity
Cellular component (GO): external side of plasma membrane
Molecular function (GO): peptide antigen binding; signaling receptor binding
Source: RefSeq, a predicted model, not a curated record